Molecule: messenger RNA, 768 nt
Organism: Paramacrobiotus metropolitanus
Lineage: Eukaryota; Metazoa; Tardigrada; Eutardigrada; Parachela; Macrobiotidae
Exons: 2
Coding region: 226-570 (114 amino acids)
Source: RefSeq, a predicted model, not a curated record
ACAAAUAAAAAAAAAACACGGCCGAAAACGACGGCCAUUAGCAGCUAUAACAGGCGAAUCGAUCCGGUUGAGUAAUUUUUUGGUGAUUGUAUAUACAGAUAUGCGGUUUGCUUGGAGCGUUUUCGGUGAUCAUAAAAACAAUCGCCGGUGGUCCAAGCGCAGCAGUAUUCCUCUUUAAUUUUUCCAAUUUUUGUGGUGAAAUCAGCGUUACUGGAGGUAUCAGAAAUGUCGCUCGCCGUUCAACUUAUACUGCUGUCCGUCGUUUGCGCUGCUGUGGUUAGUGCCAAGCCUCCCAAGUCGGACUGCUUUUCGUUCGAGACGAUUCGAGGAAAAGACGGCAAGUCCUUCCAAGGGGAAAAGAACGUUGGGAAGUGCACGUGCAAGCAGGCUCGUGAUCAGGCCUUAUCCCAGCACAUCGCCGAUAAAUGGGUGCCGGCUUGUGACGACACCGGGAAAUUCCAGGCUAAACAGCAGGACAUGGUGGGAGCUUUCUGUCUGGAUGUCAAUACCGGAAACCAGGUCGCUGAGAAAAUUAUCACCCGUCAGCAGUGGAAGGUCAAAUGUCCAUAGACGCAUGUUGCUGCUAUGACUGCAUCAUCAGUCUGCAUGUAACAUAAAUCAGUGUACCGUACAACUUUUGCAAGAAAUUGACAUCCCAAAAUAUUAUGUUGUUGCCAUUCAAUGCUAAUGAUGCAUUAACACAGUGCACGUUUAAAAAAAUGCCAACCUUUACGAACGAUCCGGUAAAUAAAAGCAAUGCAACAUCUG